Molecule: messenger RNA, 2209 nt
Organism: Astyanax mexicanus (Mexican tetra)
Lineage: Eukaryota; Metazoa; Chordata; Actinopteri; Characiformes; Acestrorhamphidae
Product: ATP-sensitive inward rectifier potassium channel 1
Exons: 3
Coding region: 244-1350 (368 amino acids)
Biological process (GO): potassium ion import across plasma membrane; regulation of monoatomic ion transmembrane transport
Cellular component (GO): plasma membrane
Molecular function (GO): ATP-activated inward rectifier potassium channel activity
Source: RefSeq, a predicted model, not a curated record
UGGAGCUCACAGGAGAUAAAACUGUUCUCAGGAAUGAGAAAUCUCAAUGACGCUUUAAGGUAAACAUUAAACAGCCCUCCUCCAGCAAGAGGACUUAAAGAGGGAGGAGAAGAGAAGAGAGGAACAAACAGCUGCUGUACUGAUGUUUCAGAGAAGCUUAUUCUUCAGUCUUCUCUUUUAGAGGAUUAUUAUUGGAUAUCUCAGACGGUAUCUCUAGCAGUCUGUGAUUCCGGCGCUCUGAAGAUGCCAAAUUUUUUCAGAAAUUUCCUGUCUAAGCGCCGCGUUGCUAAAAACCGCCUGGUUACCAAAGACGGACACUGCAACAUCGAAUAUGGAAACGUGAGGUACACCAGCCGCUUAGCCUACUUGCUGGACUUCUGGACCACGUUCGUGGAGAUCCGCUGGCGAUACAUCAUUUUAUUCUUUGUGGCCUCCUUCACUCUCAGCUGGUUUAUCUUUGGUCUCAUCUGGUACUGGAUUGCUCUUAAUAAUGGAGAUGUUUGGUGGCAAAACCCACCUGCAGACCACAAACCAUGUGUAUACAACGUCUUCGGCCUCACCACAUCCUUCCUCUACUCACUGGAGACCCAGAUGACCAUCGGUUAUGGUAUGCGAGUCCUCAGCCCCUACUGCCCCGGAGCUGUGGCCCUCCUCAUUAUUCAGUCCAUUAUUGGGUUACUGAUCAACUGCUUCUGGUGUGGACUGAUCAUGGCCAAAAUCACCUUGCCCAAGAAAAGAGCCAAGACCAUCACCUUCAGCAGAAUGGCCGUGAUCUGCCCUAAAAACGGCACGCUCUGCCUGCAGAUACGUGUAGCCAACCUCCGCAAAACCCUGAUGAUCGGCAGCCAGAUCUACGGCAAGCUGCUAAAGACGACGGUCACGCCCGAAGGCGAGACCAUCAUCCUGGACCAGGUCAACGUUGAUUUCAUUGUCGAUGCUGGGAAAGACAAUCUCUUCUUUAUCUGCCCUUUGACUUUGUAUCACGUAAUCGACAAGAUGAGUCCGUUCUUUAACCUGGCUGUGGACACCCUGCUCCAGCAGGACUUUGAGCUGGUGGUGUUCCUGGACGGUACGGACGAGAACACCAGUUCCUCCUGUCAAGUCAGAACGUCCUACAUCCCUCAGGAGAUCAAGUGGGGCUGCAGGUUCCUCCCGAUCAUCUCCCGAAGUAAGGAGGGUAAAUACUGUGUUGACUUCUCCAAUUUUGCGAGAGUGGAGCCUGUACCUACCGCUCACUGCGCCCACUGCUACUACAACGACCAAGGCCACCACCACCUCAGGAACGGCAUAGAAAACCAGGGCUUUGAAGUGAUUGAAAUCAGCGACCAAGCUCGUGCCACCGAGAUGUGACCUUCAUUUGUGGUCUAUUGCAGUGCCAAAAAUCUGCUGUACAGAUUCUCAUCUCUUCAGAGACUCUGCUCUUCACUAAUUCUGCUCCUUAGAGACUCUGAUCUUUAGAAAAUUUGCUAUUCCGAAACUCAUCUCUUAAGAGACUCUGAUCUUUAGAAACUCCACUCUUUAGAUUCUCAUCUCUUCAGGAACUCAUCUCUUCAGAGACUCUGCUCUUCACUAAUUCUGCUCCUUAGAGACUCUGAUCUUUAGAAAAUUUGCUAUUCAGGAACUCAUCUCUUCAGAGACUCUGCUCUUCACUAAUUCUGCUCCUUAGAGACUCUGAUCUUUAGAAAAUUUGCUAUUCAGGAACUCAUCUCUUCAGAGACUCUGAUCUUCAGAAACUCUUCUCUUUAAAAACUCUGCUCUUCAGAAAUUUUGCUGUCAGAGACUCUGCUCUUUAGAAACUCUAGUCUUUAGAAACUUGAGUUUUCAAAAACUCUGAUCUUUAGAAACUCAGCUCAUUAGAAGCUUGUCUCUUCAGAAACUCUGGUCUUCAGAAACUCUGCUGUUCAGAUACUCUGCUCUUCAGAAAUCUAAGUUUUCAGAAAAUCUUCUCUUUAGAAACUUGUCUCUUCAGAGACUCUGUUCUUCAAAAACUCUUCUCUUCAAAAAUUCAGCUCUUCAGAAACUUUACUUUACUUUUACUUUACUUUAUAAAAUCUGAUUUUCAGAAAAUCUGCUCUUCAGAAACUCUGCUCUUCAAAAGCUCUGAUCUUUAUAAAUUUUGUUCUUCAGAAAUUCUGCUCUUUAUUCAAAUGUUUUACUUUUCAUCACAUUUGGGAGCCCAAAGGGGGGAGAUGGUUUUGUUGCUAUACUC